UUGGUGGCUAGCCUUUUCCUCUGUGCAUCAGGUGUUUCACGCACUUUGCAUGUUUGUAUCGAGGUCCCAGCGGGGUGCGAUGGUUUGCAGCAAACACCACAACUCUGGCCUCCCUCUUUGGUAGCCAGCUAGCUAGACCGAGCUGAGUGAAUCAUUUAGUGAUCACAUGACAGGCGAAAAAGAUGAAAAAAACAUUUAUUAGUAACUAGAUAAUAAAAUAUAUUGCCUGAAUCAAGCCUUACCGCAUUAUGCUCUCUUUUAUUUAUCUUUAGUUUGACAUUCACUUAUUUUAUUUUUGCCACUUAGUGAAAACGGCUUUAACUGUACGUAGUGUAGAGAGCUAGCUAAAUAUGCUACAUGUACACUUUGCUAGCUAGCUGUUUACCUUAGUUAAGAUUAGAUGCUCGAGUUAACAGUUUCAGUCUUAACACCAGCUAAAAACUUGUGACACAUAAUUAAGCGGAAUUUACAUUGACGGUUGGCUAACCGUUGCUAUUGUCAAUACUGUUGAAAGUGACAUUUGCUUAACGAGUUUGCGCUGUCAGUUGCUUUUGAUAGAUAGGAACUAGCCAGCUUUUAGCGUAAUUGUGAAGUUCUAAACGAAUAUAGAAUGAUCGGUUGUCUUAAGUAGUUUCCUUUUUUGAAAUUUAAAGUCUGGAUUUUUGAUGUGAUAUCUUGAAAUUUACAUAGCCUAGUUAAGUGGAUCAUACUGGUAGGUAAGCUAUAUUGACUGAAUAUGAAAUAUUUUAAAACGGAGCAUGCAGAAUACAGUGAUUUGAUCCAAGUUGAUUAUGACUUUAUCUGAGUUUUUUAAGGUUAACAGUGUACGCGAAUAUUUAAACAUGCAAAAUCACGAAUCUAGUAACCACGCUAUGUUUUGACCAGCGAUGUGGUCUGGGGUGUCAAACCUUGUUUUCUCAACUCACUGAUUUGAUUACAGAUAACUUGCUAACCACCACUAACCGAAUGUUAUUCAUAGUCACCUAACACUUGUUUGAUUUUUGUUUGUGAUUGGUACAUCUUCCUAAUUUAUUCACCUUUUAAUUUAUCAUUUUAAACUUUCUUUGUCUCACUUGUCUUUUUUGUAUUAUUUUUCUUUAUGUUUUAUCAAACCUCGAUCAUGCUUCAUGUUGUACCCCUCCUUCCAAUCGUCUUCCCCGCCUUGCGCUCAGGCUGGUCACAGACUGGUCCUGGUGCUCGGAGACCUCCACAUCCCCCACCGCUGCAACACCCUGCCGGCCAAGUUUAAGAAGCUGCUGGUGCCGGGGAAGAUCCAGCACAUCCUGUGCACGGGGAACCUGUGCACCAAGGAGAGCUACGACUACCUGAAGACGCUGGCCGGAGACGUGCACAUCGUCAGGGGAGACUUCGAUGAGAACCUGAAUUACCCGGAGCAGAAGGUGGUGACGGUGGGCCAGUUUAAGAUUGGGCUGAUCCACGGGCACCAGGUGAUCCCCUGGGGGGACAUGGCCAGCCUGGCCCUGCUGCAGAGGCAGCUGGACGUGGACAUCCUCAUCUCCGGCCACACGCACAAGUUUGAGGCCUUUGAGAACGAGAACAAGUUCUACAUCAACCCAGGCUCUGCCACUGGGGCUUACAGUGCACUGGAGAGCAACAUCAUCCCUUCCUUCGUGCUGAUGGACAUCCAGGCCUCCACGGUCGUCACGUACGUCUACCAGCUCAUCGGCGACGACGUCAAGGUGGAGAGGAUCGAGUACAAGAAAUCCUAAAGCCCACGAUCGGACGGAAAAACCAGACGCGUCGCUCCGUUCCCAUCCCCUGCAGCUCUGACACCGGUCCCACAGCGCUGAACGCUGCACCGUACCUGUCCGCUAACUUAAUGAAAGAAACGUAGCAUAUCUAUCAUGGCAUAUAUACGACGGCAGCGUUUGCCUGUGUUUGACCCACCUUCAGCGUGUCCGGAGAGAAUGAGAUGAUGUCACCUCCAUUCACGUUAUUUCAAUAAUGAAGAUCUGGUGCCACAAUUUAUUUUGUUUUGUUAAGUUUUUUUUAGUUAUGUUGAAAUUUAAGUUUUGUUUCAUGUACAUGCCCUACAAAAAAAAAAAUUUUUGGCAUUCAAUUUCAAUUGAAGAUUGUCAUUCACUUUUGUGUUAUGUUAUCAAUAAAAUCUCAUUAACAAUU
Anguilla rostrata (American eel) is the source of this 2142-nucleotide messenger RNA. RefSeq names its product VPS29 retromer complex component (gene vps29). Gene Ontology annotation, biological process: retrograde transport, endosome to Golgi; intracellular protein transport. Gene Ontology annotation, cellular component: retromer complex; endosome. Bases 1128 to 1730 code for a protein of 200 amino acids. Lineage: Eukaryota; Metazoa; Chordata; Actinopteri; Anguilliformes; Anguillidae. The record is from RefSeq and is a predicted model, not a curated record. The transcript has 4 exons.